Erigeron canadensis is the source of this 2244-nucleotide messenger RNA. RefSeq names its product exocyst complex component EXO70A1-like. Lineage: Eukaryota; Viridiplantae; Streptophyta; Magnoliopsida; Asterales; Asteraceae. Gene Ontology annotation, cellular component: exocyst. The coding region runs from base 120 to 2036 and encodes 638 amino acids. Gene Ontology annotation, molecular function: phosphatidylinositol-4,5-bisphosphate binding. The record is from RefSeq and is a predicted model, not a curated record. Gene Ontology annotation, biological process: exocytosis. The transcript is spliced from 12 exons.
UUAAAUUUCCAAACCCAAUUUUCAACAUUUCAUUACUUCAUUUUCACUCUACAAAAAGUACUUUUUUUUAAUAUAUAUUUUUUAUGUAUUCUCCCCAAUUUUUUCAAAAUUAAACACAAAUGGGGGUUCCUAUUCGAGCAGCAGCAGUAACAGGGGAUGAUAAUUUAAGCAAAAAAGCUGAAAUAAUGAGAGAAUCAAUAAAUAAAAGUCAGUUAAUUACUGAUAAUAUGGUUUCUGUUUUGGGCUCUUUUGAUAAUCGUUUAUCUGCUCUUGAAACCGCCAUGCGUCCUACUCAGAUAAGGACACAUGCUAUACGUAGAGCUCAUGAGAACAUUGACAAGACUUUGAAGGCUGCUAAUGUUAUAUUAAACAGAUUCGAUCUUUCUCGUGAGGCUGAGGCUACAAUACUUAAAGGUCCACAUGACAAUCUUAAAGGCUAUCUUGAAGCUAUUGAGCAGCUCAGAAGCAACAUUCGGUUUUUUACCAACAAUAAAAGCUUUAAGAGUAGCGACGGGGUACUCAACCAUGCAAAUAAUUUGCUUUCCAAGGCCAUCUCUAAACUUGAAAAUGAGUUUAAACAACUCUUAUCAUCAUAUAGCAAACCAAUGGAACCUGAUAGGCUAUAUGAGUGCCUUCCUAGUUCGCUAAGGCCUUCAUCUGGAUCACCUGAUGCAAGUAAUAAGAAUCCUUCUAAUAGUCACACAGACCACGUCACUGCAGAAAAUGCUAUUUAUAUUCCUCCAGUCCUUAUACCACCCCGGGUACUGCCCUUGCUUCAUAAUUUAGCUCAACAUAUGGUGAAUGCUGGUCAUACUCAGCAGUGCCUAAUUAUUUACAGGGAUACCCGUUCUCAAGUCCUGCAAGAAAGCCUUCACCAGUUGGGAGUGGAGAAGCUUAGCAAAGAUGACGUCCAAAAGAUACAAUGGGAGGUUUUGGAACUCAAAAUUGGGACAUGGAUUCAUUUUAUGCGUAUUGCGGUAAAAUUGUUAUUUGCUGCUGAAAGAAAAGUUUGCGAUCAAAUGUUUGAAGGCAUUGAGUCCCUUAAGGAUCAGUGUUUUGCUGAGGUUACAAAAGGCAGCGUUGCCAUGCUGCUUAGUUUCGGAGAUGCAAUUGCCAAAAGCAAAAGAUCACCUGAGAAGUUAUUUGUGCUUCUUGACAUGUAUGAGAUUAUGAGUGAACUUCAUUCCGAGAUUGAAACUCUUUUUAGUGGUAAAGCUUGCAAAGAAAUUAGAGAAGCUGCACUAGGUUUGACAAAGCGACUUGCCCAAACGGCAAAAGACACUUUUGGAGAUUUUGAAGAAGCAGUUGAAAAAGACGCAACAAGAACAGCUGUUGCAGAUGGAACUGUUCAUCCACUCACAAGCUAUGUCAUCAACUAUGUGAAAUUCUUAUUCGACUAUCAAUCGACACUGAAGCAACUAUUUCAAGAGUUCGAAAAGGGAGACGACUCCAACGCUCAGCUGGCAUCUGUAACGAUGCGAAUUAUGCAGGCCCUUCAAACCAAUUUGGAAGGGAAGUCAAAGCAGUACAAGGAUCCAGCAUUGACUAACUUGUUUUUAAUGAACAAUAUUCACUAUAUGGUCCGAUCCGUACGCAGGUCUGAAGCAAAAGAUUUGCUAGGGGAUGAUUGGGUGCAACGACACAGAAGGAUUGUGCAGCAACACGCUAAUCAAUAUAAACGAAUCGCAUGGGCCAAGAUCCUACAAUCUCUUUCGAUACAAGGAGCGGGCUCAUCAGGUGGUGACGGAGGAAGCAGUAGUGGGGCCUCACGAGCUCUCGUAAAGGAGAGGUUAAGGAUAUUCAAUCUUCAAUUCGAGGAGCUUCAUCAAAGACAAUCUCAGUGGACUGUUCCAGACUCAGAGCUUCGAGAAUCAUUGAGACUUGCUGUUGCUGAGGUUUUGUUACCUGCAUACAGAUCUUUCAUAAAACGUUAUGGGUUACUUGUGGAAAAUGGGAAGAAUCCUCACAAGUACAUAAGGUAUACAGCAGAGGAUCUUGAUAGGAUGCUUGGGGAAUUUUUCGAGGGGAAGACUUAAAAUAACGCGUCCGCAUGACAACAAGAGGGUAUAUCAGUAUAUGUAGUUUUCAUCUACCCUGUCUAUGUCUGUUAUGAGAGGUUAUAUUGUCAGUAUCCACUCGUAAAGGUAGUUGAGUCUAAUGUUAUUGCUAAUGUAACGAGAGAUACCUUCCAGUUUUUGUAAAGAUUCAAAAGAAAUUGAGUGACAUCUUUUGAGUUUGUUGACA